Phragmites australis (common reed) is the source of this 1280-nucleotide messenger RNA. RefSeq lists its product as uncharacterized. Lineage: Eukaryota; Viridiplantae; Streptophyta; Magnoliopsida; Poales; Poaceae. Bases 174 to 1061 code for a protein of 295 amino acids. The transcript is spliced from 2 exons. The record is from RefSeq and is a predicted model, not a curated record.
UCCCCUGAAAUUCGCACCCAAAAUAAUCGACCCAAAAAAGAUCAAAAAACCCUAACCGCUCCGAUCAAAUCAUCGAAGGGUCGCUUCCCACGCCCAUUUCUCCGGCGACCUCCAAAUCCCGAGAUCGUGUCCCCUAGUGAUACGAUCGGCGCCGUUCCAUUCUUUGCGACGAUAUGAGGGCAACUCCGACCGAUCCGCCCACUGCGCCGCCCCCGGCACCGGCGAGGUCGAUGCUGAAGCGGCUGUUCGAUCGGCAGCUCCUGCGGGUCUCACCGGCGGAGAGACUUCCGUCGGCGGCGGUGGGAGAGAAGGAUGAGACUGAACCGAGCUCCGUGUGCUUGGACGGCAUGGUGCGCAGCUUCUUGGAAGACGGCGGCGUCGCGGUCGCCGAAAAGGCAGGACACGGCGGGAGGUACUGCAACUGUUUCCACAGCAGCGAUAACUCCGACGACGAGGACGACGAGGAAGCGGCGGCGGGGUCCGACAUGGCCGAGACGAUCAAGGGCCUCGUCCAGUGCGCGACGCUCCGGGAGCGCAACCUCCUCGCCGACGUCUGCGCGCACCUGGAGCGCCAACGCGCCGCGGGGGCGCGCCGGCGCGACCUGCUUCGCCUGGUGGCUGCCUCGCUCCGCGCCGCAGGACACGACGCCGCCGUCUGCGUCUCCCGCUGGGGCAAGUUUCCCUCACACCCGGCCGGCGAACACGCGUACCUCGACGUGCUCCUCCCGGCAGCGUCCGACCGCGGCGCACAUGAGCGCGUCCUCGUGGACGUCGACUUCCGGUCCGCGUUCGAGGUGGCGCGGCCCACCAAGGCGUACCGCGCCCUGCUGCAGCAGCUGCCAGCGGUGUUCGUCGGCAAGGACGACCGCCUCCGCCUCCUCGUGGCCGCCGCCGCCGACGCGGCGCGCGCCAGCCUCAAGAAGCGCGGCCUCCACCUCCCGCCCUGGCGCAAGCCCGAAUACAUGCGCGCCAAGUGGCUGUCCCCCUACGACCGCGAGGUGGCGCCGCCCGACGAGGCCGCCGCUGCCGAGGUCCAUGGGGAGGGAACCGCCGCCGCGUGACAAGAGACCAUUGUUGGAAUUUUUGUCUUUGAAGAGGGUGUAUCUGCAAAAGUACAUUCUCUUCAAUUUUAACCCAUUUUUUUGGGUAGUAUUUUGGACUACGAAGUGAGAGGUAUGCAUUACUGUAUUGUUAGUAUCACGCGAAAUAGAGAAAAAUUAUGUACUGUAGCGCUAGUUUUUUGAAGAGAGGUAAAAAAGAAAAUUUCGGAUUAACAUCCA